This is a messenger RNA of Colletotrichum karsti, 852 nucleotides long. RefSeq lists its product as uncharacterized. The record is from RefSeq and is a predicted model, not a curated record. Gene Ontology annotation, molecular function: protein binding. Bases 1 to 852 code for a protein of 283 amino acids. The transcript is spliced from 3 exons. NCBI's taxonomy places the organism in Eukaryota, Fungi, Ascomycota, Sordariomycetes, Glomerellales, Glomerellaceae.
AUGGCCGACGAAUUUAACCCGGACGUUGAGAUUGCCGAGGAGGCUUCCGCCAACCCCGGCGGCGAUGUCGAGAUGGCUGAGGGCGCCGAGGGCGGUGAUAAUGCCAACGCCGAGGAGCUUCCCUUCCCUGAGGGCGGCGAGACCGACCCCGUCGAGCCGCGCACCACUUUCGUCAGCUACCUGUCGAGCCCGGUCGUGACCAUUCUCGUUGGCGCUGCCGAAACCGAGGCCAUCCUCACCGCCCAUCAAGCCCUCCUCGUCCAGAGCCCAUUCUUCAAGGAGGCAUGCGCUCAGUUUAGCGACGACGGCAGCCCCCGACAGGUUGAGCUCAUCGGCGAGGAGCUCGACGCCGUUGGCUGCUUCCUGGAGUACCUCUACACGGGCGAGUACUUCCCCCGCAAGGUCGCCGGCUCGCGCACCCUCGAAGUCGACCCCUCGACACCAGACGUCGACUCGGACGGCACUCAGCUGCUGAAGCACGCGCGCGUCUACACACUGGCCGAGAAGUUUGGCAUGCCCGGCCUGCGCUCGCUCGCCAGCUCCAAGAUCCACUGCGUCAACUCGACGGCCAAGGGCGAGAUCGCCUACGCCCGCUACGUCUACGCCUACACCUCCAAGGACGAUACCACCAUCCGCGCACCCGUCGCCAGCUUCUGGGCCACCCGCUCGCACACCCUCCGUGCCGAGGCCGAGGAGGAGUUCCGCUCUCUGUGCUUGGAGUACCCCCAGUUCGGAUACGAUGUUCUUACUCGUGUUCUCGACGAGAAGCUCAAGAGGGAGCGCAACGAGAAGUUGCACCCUUCGUCGUCUCAGGGAAGCGCACGAAAGCGCGCUCGCCACAGCCAGAUCUAA